UCGAAAUCAGUGAUGGCCGCGAGGCUCCGGACGCACGUUACGUUGAGAUUGUGCCCAGUUUGUUUAUCGUAACGUUCUCGGCGACGCGAAGCGUUCGGCAGCCCCUCGUCCGGCGCAGACCGAAACGUGGACGCGUUCACGCGUGAGAAGUCCGCUCGCGCGAAUCUCGUCGGUUCUGAACGGGCUUCGGAAACCGACGCGGUCCGGUCCUCUUGACAGUUCUCUGUCCCGUGUUUGCGUGCAGCAGUAGCCCAGACGAGUGCCGCGAGAAGUGUCGUCGCUGUCGUUAACUGUCGCCGCUCGGCCGACUUUCGCGGCGGUACUAAAUGACGUCGUGUGUGUGAGAUAAAACGAUUAAGAAAGGAUCCUUCGUCGACACAGGGACGGCAACCCCACACCCGUCGACGCAUUUUUCUCUCAACGCUCUCUCUCUCUCUCUCGCUCUCGCUCGCUCUCUCACACCUUCGGCGAAGAGACACACGCGCAUCGAGGACGACCAAGAGAUGGCGGGUCCUGUCUCUCCUAGCACGAACCGCAACCGGCCGAACCUAGCCUAAUCAUCGUCUAUUUGCAUUCGCGCUAAAAUCGGCGGCGACCUCUAUGAUUGUCCGCGUGACCAAUUCCUAAUAAACUGAGGUGAUGUUAAUAGCGCACGUAUUCGCAACUGCCUAAACAAACAAUUACCCAUAAGAUUUAAUCGAGGUUCUUUUAUCGGAAAACUCGUUCCCCCAUUCAUCUGACGGCGGAAGGUUCUGGUUUGUUCGACGGAACCACCAUGUUAUAUUUAUCGAACAGUAACACCGUUAAGCAGAUUUAACAACAAUUUCGCAAAUGCAACGAUCACAGAGAGACCGUUGUUAUUUGUUUACGUUUUAAAUUGACACCCGAAGAAUGCGGUCGUUUUUUCACCAGCCGAUUUCAACUGCAAGCGAAAGAUAUUGCUCGGGUCAGCACAUUGUUGCUUCGUCGAAGGCGAGAAUAAUGGAAUGCUUGGAUACCUGAAAAACUCGACUCGACCGGUAAGGGAUGUACGGUCAUCCCAGUCAACGAGUUAACGAAUUGUUAAAUAGAAGGAGAUGGAAAUUCGUCACCCUUGAAAGCGAAGGGUAAAAUGGCAGAGGAUGGUGCCGGGGGAUCAGGAAAUGGGAGCACGGGAGAGGCGAGCCGGUUGCAGCUUCUGCAAGAAAUGCGGCAGCAAAAUUUCGACAGCAUCCGAUUUGCGUCGUAUCGGACCGCUUGCAAGCUAAGAUUCAUUCAGAAGAAGGUACACUUACACAACGUCGACAUCUGGAAUGUAAUCGAGGCGUUCCGUGAAAACGGUUUGAACACAUUGGAACCGUCGAGCACGCUGGGCGUAUCGAGGCUCGAAACUUUACUGUCUUCCUUGUUUCACGCCCUGAACAAACGAGUGCCUGUCUCGCAACAAGCCAAAGUCGACGCCACCACGGCCUUGCUAAUGAAUUGGCUGCUCGCUGCUUACACUACCGGGGAGAACAAUAAAAUAUCCGUGUUCUCGGUAAAAGUCGCCUUAGCCACAUUAUGCGCCGGGAAACUGAUGGACAAAUUCCGAUAUAUAUAUUCGCAAAUAUCGGACAGUAACGGUCAUAUGAUCCACUGGAGGUUCGCCGAAUAUUUGAAAGAAGUUCUAGCGCUAACGGCCGCGGUUUACGAGACCCCGUCUUUCGGAUACACCGAGGGCCUUUCAAACUCAAUAUUUCCUCAGAAUUUAAAAGUCACGGUCAACGACUUUUUGGAUACACUCAUGUCCGAUCCUGGUCCACAUUGCUUAAUUUGGCUUCCGCUGUAUCAUAGAAUGGCUGCUGUUGAAACCAUGGCUCAUCCCGUCAUGUGCGACGUGUGCCAUAAAGAGAACUUCACCGGCUUCCGGUAUAGAUGCCAGAAAUGCCACUCGUACCAGCUUUGUCAAGACUGUUUUUGGCGUGGCAAAGUUUCUGGGACACAUAACAACGAUCACGAGACGAGGGAAUACAGCAGUUUUAAAUCGCCGAGCAAGCAAAUUGGACAUUCCCUGCGGAAAAGCUUCAGAUGCGUACCUGAGAAAGGGAAGAACAGUUUACCACGGUUCCCUGAACAACCCGAAAAGACUUUAGAUUUAUCUCACAUUGUCCCGCCUUCCCCUCUACCAUCUCAUAAUGGCUUUCCAGACCCCGGUUUCAUGGCUCCUUUUGAUUCUGGGUCAAUGGAUAGCCGUUCCACAUUAAGAAGUAUGGAUAGUUCAAGACUGGAUGAUGAACAUAAAUUAAUAGCACGAUACGCACAAAGGUUGGCUCAGGAAGCUAGAACCAUGCCACGAGCCUCGUCCAGAAUGUCGCAAGCUGAGCAAGCAGGUAGGGCGCCGUCUGACGCUAACUUGGUGUCUUUAGAUGCCUCGAGAGCACAACGCGAACUUAUAUCGCAGUUAGAAGCAAAGAACAAGGAAAUAAUGCGCGAGAUUGCAAGGUUAAGAGAGAGAGAGAGAGAGGGAGUACGAACUUAUUGGUAUGCUACCGAGAGACAACAGGAGAUAGAAGCCGCUGGUUUAGAAAAUCCUGCGCUAAUGUCAGAAUUGAGAGCUUUGAGGCAAAAGAAAGACGAGUUGGAGACUCACUUAGCCACCUUGCAAGAUUCUAGAAGACAAUUAAUGGUACAGCUAGAAGGUUUAAUGAAAAUGCUGAAGAAUCAUCAGGCAUCACCAAGAUCAACGCCAAAUAGUUCACCACGCAGUACAAAAUCGCCACCCUUACCACCGGGUGCUGUUCCAAGUAGUAGAUCAGCACCGCCAACACCUGGUGGCCCAUUGUCUACGACUCCGCAGCAACAACAGCAACAAUCACAGUGUCAACAGCAGAUGUCUCAAAGCUAUCAAAAUCCUGUCCCAACGACAUCAGUGGCAAAUGUACCCAGUAAUGCUAUGCUUGGAACAAUACAAAAUCCUAUUCCAGAUAACUUAUCGUGUGUUGGAGGUGAUGUAAGGUCUGCGUUCAGGACAAACAGCUUACCAGGAAGUGGUUCCAGCAGUGCGAAUAAUAGCUUGGGCCGAUCUUUGCGCAAUGACUUGUUGGUAGCUGCUGACAGUGUUACUAAUGCCAUGUCAACGCUUGUGAGGGAAUUGAAUUCAGACUCAGACCAGGAGGAUCAUUCUCACAACUCUGGCCGUCUUAACAUCAGAAAGCCGUUAGACUUCGAGGCUGGUGAAGACGGGGAUGAUAGUAGUGGCGGUGGAAAUUCGUGGCGGGAAGAGCUGCAACGUCGCUACCAGCAAGAGAACGAUUUCCUGGCCGAAUUGCGGGCACGUAACGUUAAUAUGACGCAGACACCGUCGGCCACUCCAUCCAGCGAGCAAGAACAAGAGAGAGGCGAGAGAGAAGAGGCGGACGGAGAGAAGGAGGAAGAGAACGAAUCCAACUGGACAGAACCUGUGAAGCGAUGGGUCAAUCGAUAAGUUUAAUUUAAAAGUUAUUUACAUGUACUUGAAUAACGGCUUAGAAACUGCUACCCAAUCGAAACGCAAAUAAAUUAUAUUAUAGCACCAUGAGCUAUUUAUGAUGGGCAUAUA
Messenger RNA from Megalopta genalis, 3556 nucleotides. Its product is annotated as dystrobrevin beta. The record is from RefSeq and is a predicted model, not a curated record. Gene Ontology annotation, biological process: synaptic signaling. Gene Ontology annotation, cellular component: synapse; plasma membrane. Lineage: Eukaryota; Metazoa; Arthropoda; Insecta; Hymenoptera; Halictidae. Gene Ontology annotation, molecular function: zinc ion binding.